Messenger RNA from Macaca mulatta (Rhesus monkey), 2491 nucleotides. Lineage: Eukaryota; Metazoa; Chordata; Mammalia; Primates; Cercopithecidae. The record is from RefSeq and is a predicted model, not a curated record.
ACCUCGCCUUCUGCUGUGCCUCCUCCCAGAGCCGAAGAAGCCCGGAACCGGUGGCGUCCAGCUCUGAAAGGAGGAGAGGGCAAACCAGCCGAGGACCAAAACUAGCAGCUGAUUUGGAUACCAUCAAGACACCUGAAACGUUAUCAUGAGCCAGAUGCCGAGGAAGAGAUUUUGGGAGGAACCCAAGGACCCCCUGGUUGCAGCCACAUCAAGACUGACAAUAAGGAAGACACCAGUCCCAGCAAGCAACACUCAUCAGGCACAGCAACCCAUGUGGGGCCAGAUCAAGAAGUCAACACAGAUGGUGGAAGAAAGUCUGAAGACAGUGGAACAACCAGUUACAAUGAGUAAUCUAACGGUAGCUAUGAUGGCUGUGCUCACCAUUACUGUGAGUAUUCCUCCAGUACCUGCCGAAACAAAAAACAGUUAUACUUAUUGGGCAUAUAUUCCUUUUCCACCACUUCUAUGGCCAGUAACAUGGUUAGACCUCCCAGUGGAGGUAUACACUAAUGAUAGCUUUUGGAUACCUGGUUCUACAGAUGAUAGAGGCCCAUCUCACCCCAAAGAGGAGGGAAUGAUUAUGAAUAUUUCCUUGGGAUUUGAGCAUUUAACUAUUUGCUUGGGAAAAGCCAACGGGUAUUUACCUCCCAGUCAUCAAUCUUGGCUGGCAAUAGUGCCUGAAUGUAACAUCUUCAUGGCAAAAUUACAUAUGCUUUCUGUUCUUAGUAUUUAUUGCAAUGAUUAUGCUCCUGUAACUGAAGUUUACUGCCCUCAAAAACCUGUCUGUAUAGUGGAUUGUAUAUGGUCAGAAAAAAUGAAGGGGUUUGCUUGGGAAGAUUGUAUUGCAGGGCAGGCAGAGUUGUUGUGUAAUGAUUCAUAUGGAGCCAUUAUUGAUUGGUCACAUAAAGGAGCAUUUAUGAGGCUCACCUCUCAAUCUGUAGGUAAUGGUCACCCUGAAUCUAAAGAAAAUGAUCAGAUGGUAGACACUAUAAGAAGUACAGCAAAAGUUCCUAUUAUUUGGACAUGUGGUAUAGUGGCACCUCAACCCCAAAUGAUGUGGCCUGCUGUAGGAGCUAAACAUAAAGAGUUGUGGAAAAUAUUAAUGGCACUGUAAAAGAUAAAGAUUUGGGAAGGGAAAUAUACUAAGCCAACCCAAUAUAAUCCUAAUUGCAUGUUAUAAUUGGCUCACAAUGAUUCAGUCUGGAUACAGAGUUGUGUCUGUCCUCCCUUUCUGCUUGUAGUGAGUGAUUUAAAACUUGAUCUCCCUAAUCAUCAUGUGACUUGUCAAAAAUGUAGAUUGUUUUCUUGUCUGAAUUCUUCCUUGUAUAAUGCUGAUCAUUCUCUCUUAGCAGUAAGAGCCCAAGAAGGAGUAUGGAUACCUGUAAAGAUUUCCCAUCCUUGAAAAGCCUCUCCUCCUGUGCAUAUGAUUACUGAAAUUCUUCAAAGAUUUUGAGGCACUCUCAGUGUUUCAUUGCUACUUUAAUUUUAAUCAUUACAGGAUUGAUUGCUGUCACAGCUACUGCCAUGGUAGCUGGAGUUGCUUUGCCAACACAGUACAAACAGCAGACUAUGUAAAUAAUUGGCAGAAAAAAUCUGCUUUGCUGUGGAAUUCCCAAACUAAUAUAGACCAGAAAUUAGCUAAUCAGACUAAUGAUCGCUGACAAACUAUCGUAUGGUUGAGAGAUUGUGUAGUUAGUUUAAAAUAUAGAAUGCAGUUACAAUGUGAUUGGAAUACUUCUGAGUUUUGUAUUACUCUUCACCUGUAUAAUGAAAUGGAGCAUGAGUGGGAAAUAGUUAAGAGACAUUUAAAGGGUCAUCCUGGAAAUUUAUCUUUGGAUAUUGCAAAACUGAAGGAACAUGUAUUUCAAGCCUCUCAGGCACAUCUGACGUUAAUGCCAGGAACUGAAGUGCUUGAAGGAGCUGCAGAUGUAUUAGCAGAUAUUAACCCAUUAAAAUGGGUCAAGACAAUUGGAGGCUCUGUGAUUUCAAUGAUGAUUGUGCCUUUAAUCUGUGUUGUUUGUCUUUGUGUAGUCUGCAGAUGCUGAUCCCAAAACCUGUGAGAAAGCCACUAUGACAAAGCUGUCUUUGCUUUUAUCACUUUGCAAAAACAGAAAGAGGGACAUGCUGGGAACACGCCUUAAGCCUGUCAUAAACAGGCCUUAAAGAAAUUGGCCAUAAACAGGAUUUUUGCAGCAAUGUGACGUGCUAGUGAUGGCUAUGACACAAACUGCUAGAAGUUGUUGGUUUACUGGAGCAGGGUAAGGAACACCUGGCCUGCCUGGGGAGGAAAACUGCUCAAACCACAAACAAUAACAUGAGAGGCCUGUGCCUUAACAACAUGUUUUUGCUGCAGAUAAUCAGCCAGAGACUCUCUCUGCUCCUCACUAAGAAUGCUUUGUUUUUGGUAAGGAAUACUUUUAGCUAAUCCAUAACCUAUAGAAGCAAUCCUUAUCACUGGCUUGUUGUCAAUAAACAUGUGGGUCAAACUCUG